Miscanthus lutarioriparius is the source of this 2505-nucleotide messenger RNA. The record is from the annotation of a GenBank genome assembly. NCBI's taxonomy places the organism in Eukaryota, Viridiplantae, Streptophyta, Magnoliopsida, Poales, Poaceae.
AUGGCCGGAUUGAUGGCGAUCACCGCCACGGGCGUGUUGGGCUCCGUCAUCGACAAGCUGGCCGCCAUGCUCACCGACAAGUACAACCUCGCCACAGACGUCAAGCAAGGGAUCCGCUUCCUGCGAGACGAGCUGAGCACCAUGGAUGCCGUGCUGCGGGUGCUCGCGGACAAGGACGACGACCACAUCCAUCCACUCGCCAAAGACUGGAGGAGCAAGGUGCGUGAGCUGUCCUACGACAUUGAGGAUUGCGUCGACCGUUUUGUGCUCAAUCACAGCCAUGGAGAUGGAGGUUCCACGGCCAACUUUGUGCACAAGUUCUUUGACUUCUUUCAAAAGGUGAAGACGCUGUUCAAGGACGGAGGAAUAGCAGAGGAGAUCCGAGAACUCAAGAGCCUCGUCAGCGAGCAGAGCGAGCGGGGGAAACGCUACUACGACAUCAAUCAGUGUCUCCUUGCCUCACCUCAGCCAGUGCUCUUGGAUCCUCGAGCACCUGCACUCUUUCAGGAGGCCAGCAAUCUUGUGGGAAUUGAUGCUCCUCGUGAGGAGAUCAUCAGGUUAUUGAAAUGUGAAGAGAAGCAGCACAAAGUGGUGUCCAUCUAUGGGAUCGGCGGACAGGGGAACACCACUCUCGCUAUGGAGGUGUACCACAAAAUCACUGGAGCAUUUGAUUGCCGAGCUUUUGUGUCUGUAUCACAAACUCCAGAUAUGAAGAAACUUCUUAGAGAUAUAUUGUCUCAAAUAAGCAAGAGCCAUUUUGACCGGUCACAGAUGUUAGAGACAGUUGAGCAGCUCAUCCGCACAGUGAAAGAAUGCUUAAAGGACAAGAGGUACUUCAUCUUAAUUGAUGAUAUCUGGAGUGAAUCAGCAUGGGACCUUGUACGAUCUGCCUUACCUGUCAAUGACAAUGGAAGCAGAAUUAUUACUACAACACGCAAGAAAGUAGUAGCCAACAAAUGUUGUACUGGUAUUGCCGCACAAAUGUAUGAAGCCAAGCCACUUAGUGAUGAGGACUCUCAGAGAUUAUUCUUUACGAGGCUAUUUUUCUCCGGUGACGAUUGUCACCCAGAUUUGAGAAAAGUAUCCGAUGGUAUUUUGAAGAAAUGUUGUGGCUUACCAUUAGCCAUAAUCAGUAUAGCUGGUUUAUUAGCAAACAGAAGCAAAACCGUGGAAGUCUGGAGCAAUGUAUUGAGAUCUAUUGCUGCUGCAGUUGACAAAGAUUCUCCCAUUGAUAAGAUGAAAAGAAUUCUGCUGCUGAGUUACUUUGACCUUCCUCACCAUCUAAAGAGUUGUUUGCUAUAUCUCAGUGUGUUUCCAGAGGAUUAUUCCAUUCAUUGCCGCCAGUUGAUAUUGCUGUGGGUGGCCGAAGGACUGAUUCCUGGACAGGACAGAGAAAUGCUGGUCCAUAUGCAUGCCUCUGAGUUCUUAAACAACCAAGUCUUGCGAGUGCUAAAUAUAGAAAGUCCGGUUGAUGGAUGCAAUCUUGGACAUGUCAAAAGUUUUGGUCAAUUGAAGUACUUGAGGGCAGAAUUUGUCGGGGUCUCCAAGCUUCCAGAAGGUAUAAAAAAGCUACAACAUCUAGAGACACUAGAUUUGAGAGGGGCCGGUCUUGGAAACCUACCAGCAAGUAUUAUGCUGUUGCAGAAGCUAGUGCGUCUUUUUGUCGGUGACUCAGUGCACCUGCCCGAUGAAAUCAGAAAUCUGCAGGCGUUAGAAGAGCUAUCAAGUAUCAAUUUGGGUAUUCAAUCUGUAGAGUUUAUCCAAGGACUCGGUGAUCUGACCUACCUAAAAGUACUUGAAAUUGAUUGGCCAUGCUCUACUGAAUUACGUGAUAUGAAGGAUCACAAGGAAGCUAGUAUCUCAACGCUCUCCAGGUUGUUCAGGCGCCUGCGAGAACUACGCGUGUGGGGGAGUGAUCCUGAUGCCACAUGUUCAUUCAUGGCUUCGUGUGUCCCUACUCCACCACCGCUUCAAAUGCUUCAUCUUGGUACACAUAACUUAAAUAGGGUGGGCCCUCAAAUUAGCUCACUAGUCAACCUGUCUCGUCUCUACAUUGAUGUUUAUGGUGAAGCAGGCAAGGAAGGAAUAAAUAUCCUAGCAAGUUUACCCAUGCUGCUCUCUCUUACUGUUAACUUAUUCGAUGACGAAGAUGGAGAUUCAAGCAUCCUCUACGCAAGGCAUGCAAUCAGCAGACAAGGAUUCCAGUGUUUGGUUAAGUUUACUUUGUGCUGUUGGCGCGAGGCUGCAUUGGAGUUUGAGCCGGGAGCCAUGCCAAAGCUCCAAAGGCUCAAGCUGGCACAACGGGCACGGUGCCAGUUCAAGUAUGGGGAAGGUGGCCUCGUCCUUGGUUUGCAGAAUCUUGCAGGCCUCAAACAUGUGGUUGUCGGUGUUCACUGCGACUUUGCUGAUGCUGGCGAGGUGAAGGCUUUGGAGGAUGACAUCAGCGGCGCAGCAGCAGUCCAUCCCAACAGUCCCAUACUCCUCCAGGUCGAAAGACUUGAUUGA